AUGCCGAAGCGCUCCUUGGACGCCAGCAACCUGUCGCCUACGAUGCAGACUGAACGGGCACAGAAGAAGACGGAGAGAUCUCAUGAAGAGAACCAAGAGCGCGCUUACAUUGCCGCCUCGCGGCGGGCGGACCGUAGUAUCGAAGCCCGUGUGCAGUCCGCCAAGAUGGCGAGCGAGAUCCACAAGAAGCGCACCGGCAAGGGAUUCAAGAUCUCUGAAGCGAUUGUGCAGGCGGAGGAAAUGUACGAAGAGGAGGAGGACGACAUGCCUCGCUCCUAUCGCAUGCUGGCUGCUCACCUUCAGACCGGUUCCCCAGAGUUCGACUACCGUGUCAAUGCCUUUUUGGCUAACAGAGUAGCCAUGGCGAGCAUGGUGGCCGGGCUCCGCAACGAGGAAUGGGCUCAAAACCCAAUCAAUAAGAUGUUUGCCGAGCAGUUCCCAAACGCCAACAAGCAAGCACAGGCAUUGUCUCGUAACAUUACGAACUCAAUGUACUCCGUUCCCGGGCAACGUUCAAUGUCUUUGUCGCAGCCCGCUCAGUCCGAAAACGCGGUCACCAGCCCCAUGUCACCAACCUUCUCGUCGGUAAACUUCCAGCCCGAGACCCAGCGAUACCAACGCCAGAGAACACAGUCAGUGGCGUCGCCCAUGGACAUGGCCACACCGGUAGCGCGUGAUCAUCCUCAGUCGCCGCCAGCUUUGUCGCCGUCAUCAGACGCUGCUGCUGGCACCCCCUCGACGCGAACAGCUUCGGCUUUCCCUUCACCCAUGACGACAAUCGAUCACAGCCUCUUUUCUCCUGAGUCAUCCUUUACCGCUGAGCUGCCUAUGGAUGCGAAGAUGAUGGUACCCAACUUGGACAUGAGCGACCCGAUGGCUCAAAUGUUUAUGGGCAACCCGCUACAGCAGCAGAUGUACUACCCAGACACUCAUUCGAUGGCCGACCUGAAACAUGAGCAGCACCUGAAUGAGCUUACGCUUUCUUCGCACGAGUACUUCAACGGACACGUGAACCCUUAUGCGUCUCGGUUUGAAGAGCCCAGAAGCGAUGAUGCGACCCCAGGCCCCGUUAAUGACAACUGGGACGCCUUCCUAGACUUUGGUGAGCAGUCCGACACUGGCGCCAUUGAUCCGACAUUGUAG
Messenger RNA from Colletotrichum abscissum, 1143 nucleotides. RefSeq lists its product as uncharacterized. Bases 1 to 1143 code for a protein of 380 amino acids. NCBI's taxonomy places the organism in Eukaryota, Fungi, Ascomycota, Sordariomycetes, Glomerellales, Glomerellaceae. The transcript has 2 exons. The record is from RefSeq and is a predicted model, not a curated record.